CGAGGACGGAUAAAUAAAUAAGAUAUUGCUAGGCCACCAAAAGCAUGUCACUAUUAUACUUUAAAGUCCAGAACUGCUUCGAAUCAUCCUGCUGAACAGCGGGUGAUUGCAACACCGAACCGCUGCCUACUAUCUCCUUAACCCUCGUCUCAGAGGCCACAAUACCGUUCAACCUUACCUGGGAUGUCAUCUUGGAUGUUAUAGAUUGGAAUUCAAUGGCCGUCAUGGUGGCGCAUGAAGGGCCUAAGAUUGCACCUGAGCCUCCUUUGCAUCCGUUCUUCAGCAGACCGCGCUCUGAAAUAUUAGGUGAAACAAUCGCCAAUCCCAAUGAGCCUCCAAUCAAUGUUCGAAAGCUACCACAUGCAACACAAACAAAUGAUAACUCUCGGCUCACAACUCUCGACCCAGACCCGAAUGCAUCUCGGAGUAAGCGGCGCAAAACGGAGGAUUUGGAGGAACAGAGUGUACAAUUGGCGUCAGGACCUCUAGGGGUUGACAGUACCAAAAGCUCAGAGGAGCAAACCAAAAAUCCAACGUGCUGCUCAAAAUUGCCGGUCCCUGCCAACCUGCAAGCGUCUUCUUCCCAAUUUAUCGCUUCAGUACCUGCGUCUACCACAUCAAUGAUGUCUUCAGCUUCAGAGAAAAAGUGUGAUGAAGGCUCGAUCGAGGGGCCUGAAAAUGUCACGUCUGAGACGUUCAAGUCGUUGCCAGCGGUCUCUCAAGGUGAUUUUGAUUCGCCACAACUCUUGGCGUUAGCAGCAUCGCACUCACCUCAUGUUGUGGAGACUGCAAGCGGGGCAACAAUGAACUCGCCUGGUCAACCUCAAACUUCCCAGCCUCUUGAGAUCUCGUGUCAUAAGGAUGUGCCAGCUACCAAUUCACCGCCUCGAAAGAUGCUGAAGCUCAAUUCGCGGGGGACUUUCAGUUCCCCUGUUUCAGGAUCCACUUCAGCAAAUGUUGUCGCAAAUCAAAAGGCUCGGACCAAAAAGGGGACACGUAAGGCACAAAAUAGUCAUUUUCUCGUGAUCAUCAAAUACGGAUCCGAUAGAGAUUCGCGCACGGCAACUGGCAAAAAAAUUGAAUAUAUAUUAUGUGGCUCUUCAGUUUCGCCGCCGCCGCCGCCGCCGCCGUCAUUGCCACUGACAUUGACUUCCGAAUCCUUGCAGAUAGUGACUAAACAGCUCGAAUCGGCGAAGCCAACGCACCCUUUCUUCUUGCAAAGUGGACGGCAAAGAACACGCGCCGAGGAAAAGCCGUCCCAAACGAUAUCACAAGAAGGUACCAAAACUUCGUUACAAACGUUGAGCCCGACAAAUAUCAAGGCUCACAGACCAGAGUCGGAAGGGAUCCUGCCGCCACUUUCCUCAAAGAAACCCGCAUCUGUAACAUAUGUAUCUGGGAGCGGGUCAUUUAGAGCUGCGAAGAAUCGAGGUCUUUUAGAGGCUGCAUGGCCAUGGAAAGAUGUUGUACAUGUACGAGGCUUGGAUGAGCAACGUCCAUUCUCUCAUGCUUCUGUCGUCGCCACCGAUAUGCCUUUGCGAAGCGAAAGGAAACUGAAGCAGUCCGCUGUACAGGUAACAGAAAGUGAGGACUUGCUAUCAAAUCUCUCUCGCGAUCUCGAUAUCAAUUCCGCAGAGAGGUCCUUGCAAGAAACUCAUGACAAUCUCGAUGACAAUUUAGCCAUACUUCGUUUGCCGAGGCGCGAAAUCAUGACGGGAUUGGAACUGCAAAGAGCCGUUGAUCAACAGCUCGAAACAAAAUUCCUUCUGUCACAAACCGAGGCAUCUGCCUCAACCGACACAGAAGAUGCACUCCAUGCAGCCCAAGCGCAGCCCAGGCCUGCGCAUCCCGCACUUCGCUUCAUUUACCAGAAUAUUCCUACCUAUCUUGGACCAUUCGACAAAGCCGCAUGCGAGACACAUUCGUGGGUUCAAAAGUAUGCGCCGGGAUCUGCGGAGCAUGUUUUACAGUCUGGGAAGGAGGCGCUUGUUCUUCGAGAGUGGCUUCUCGGAAUGACCGUCCAGUCGACCGUCACUCCGUCCAGGCUUCCUAAUGAAAUGAGCUCUUCCAAUUCAAAACGCUCUUCAAAUGGGAUAUCCAAGCAACAGAGGUCAAAGAAGAAGCGGAAGAGGGAUGACGAGCUCCAAGAUUUCAUUGUGUCUACCGACGAGGAGGGGGACCAAAUGGACGAACUCACUGAUCCUGAGGAUGAUUUUCAUUGGCAGCGGCCCUCCAAGUCAGUCAUCAGAACAUUUGAGAGAAGCGUUGGCAGUCGUGCCGCGGGGGAGCCAGUGAAAGUGAGAAAUGCAGUUAUUAUCAGUGGGCCCCAUGGAUGUGGCAAGACUGCGGCUGUAUAUGCCGUUGCUAAAGAACUUGAUUUUGAGGUUUUCGAGAUCAAUUCUGGAAGCCGUCGAAGUGGUAAAGACAUCCUUGACAAGGUAGGAGAAAUGACAAAAAACCACCUUGUAAAUCAUCCACGGGAAGCAUCAAAGAGCGGUCCGACAGCAGUCAUGUCCGAAGGCACUGAAGAAAGCACGACAAUCCAUCAAGGAAGGAUGACGUCCUUCUUUGCACCUAAAGGUCGAGAAUCUACUCAAGCAAAAGACAAGGCGCCCAAGGCAAAAGGAAAUCCGGAGAGGCACCCAGAGCCACAACAAUCUCAACGUUCGCAAAAGCAAUCCUUAAUUUUGCUGGAAGAAGUCGACGUGCUCUUCGAAGAGGACAAGCAGUUCUGGCUCACAGUACUCACUCUAAUUUCUCAAUCAAAGCGACCUGUCAUUCUGACCUGCAAUGACGAAUCUGUUCUUCCAAUUGACGCCUUAUCCCCCCAUGCUAUUCUUCGUUUUAAGCCGCCGCCGGAACACCUUGCGCUCGAUUAUUUGUUGCUACUUGCGGCCCGUGAGGGCCAUCUUCUUCAGCGUAAUGCAGUCCAUGCACUCUACCGUGCGCGGAAUUCUGAUUUCAGAGCGGCCAUCGCGGAACUCGAUUUCUGGUGUCAAAUGGCAGUGGGUGACCGAAAGGGCGGGCUGGAAUGGAUACCAGAUCUGAAACCCAGCCACGUUCGAUCGAGUUACAGUCUCUCACCUUCACGAGUUGUUAGCACGAACACUUAUCUCUCAGGGAUGGGUUGGACAGGGCGGGAUUACGUCCAUGAGAAUGGCGAAGAUUCUGUCAUGAGUAAGCAAGAGCUUAUGAAAGAGGCAUGGGACAACUGGCAGGCGGACCUUUUGGAGUGGAAACAAGCUGUCGGCUGUCAGCACAAUGACCAGAACGCGGCUCCAUCCAAAGAUAAUGCUUCUUCCGCAGUCGAGAAUCUAGCCUCAUUGAAAUUUCUGGAGGAUUAUGCAGAGUAUUUGAGCGCCGAUGAUGCCUUCACUGGAAUUGGCUUUGGAACAGGUCAUGAGUCCUCGGUCGAUGCAACUCUGCCGUCUCUCACAGAUAAAGUGCGAUCGAACUACAUUGAAGGAUCGAGCUUACUUCAAGCUGGGCCCAUCACGGAUUUUGCUAAUUUUCUACCUCAAAUUCGGUAUUACGUCGCGGCAACUGCGGAAGAGGUUUUCCUUGCACAGUUACAGAAGAAUGGUUUUGAAACUCGAUAUUUCACUGCUGUUGAUGAGUCUUCCACCAUAUAUCUAGUAUCGCAUUUGCGUGAGAUAAAGGAUCAACAAAAGCUUGUCCAUCGAUCGGAUCUUUCAAAGGCAUUUGAUCCGAUAUCAGAGCCCCCAAAUGCGAAUCAGUCUACUGCACAGUCUUAUGCCCUUCAAGCGUGCUGCUUUGAUGGGACUUUUCGACUAAUUAUUGAAGAGAUCGCGCCGUUCGUUCGGGCCAUAGUCUCAUUUGACUUGCGCUUAGAAGAGCAGAGGCUCCGUCUCAGCAGCUUGCUUUCUCAAGGUGGGACGGACAGAAAAAGACUUCGCACCACAAGGUCUAGUCGAUCAGCUCUCGAAGGAGGAGUUCGCUCCCUUACACGUCGCGACAGAUGGUUUACUCAGGAGCUUAAUCCUAAUCUUGUGCUAAAGACUGGCAGCUCAAUCUGGCGUGAUGCAUGCGCACUCGCUUAUAGGACUUUUGACCCAAGCUUAGAGGGCGACAACAGUGAUAUAGGCAGAUCAUCCAGACGUGAUUCUGACAGCACAGUGACAGAAUGCAGUGCGUGAUUGUCCCAGACACAUGGACAAAUUGCGGCACGAUCCUAAGUGCAUGAACAAGAUGCGCUGCUGAAUUUUUUCGAUCUAUAAAAUGCUUCAUUCAUAGGAAUCUGGUGGAAAUUGGACGAGUUUGAAUGGAUAUUACUUGAGCUCAUGGAUACCUGUAUUGAUUUAUUUCCUCCGAGCUUUGGUCAGCCACAUGCAGCGUAUCAGCCAUAUUUUAGUUGUAGCUUUGGGCAUAUUUAUCUAGAAAUGGAAACAGG
Xylona heveae TC161 is the source of this 4411-nucleotide messenger RNA. RefSeq lists its product as hypothetical. Lineage: Eukaryota; Fungi; Ascomycota; Xylonomycetes; Xylonales; Xylonaceae. Gene Ontology annotation, molecular function: DNA binding; ATP binding; ATP hydrolysis activity. Bases 216 to 4157 code for a protein of 1313 amino acids. The record is from RefSeq and is a predicted model, not a curated record. Gene Ontology annotation, cellular component: nucleus. The transcript has 3 exons.